AUGAACACCCAUGGUGUGACUGCCACUUGUGCCAUUCCAUUAAUUCAUCUUGCAAACUACUUCGUUCAGCCAAAUGUUAGGAAUAAUACCGCUAAGGCUAUCGAACUUUGUGAUGUUGCUUUGACUUUGGUGAACAAUUAUGGCGGUUCGAGUACCGAUCUUACCAGUCAAAUCUACGAGACUUUUGUCAAUUUAAUGGCCUCUUUCAAGCACACAACCACCGAGCUUGUCAAGUUUUCCGAAGGCUUCAACACUCAAGACGCCUCUCUUAUGAAACCAAGUUCUUCUUGCAUGACAUUGUUUUUCACUGCUUCCAACUUUCUCCUUUCCUUUUUGACGAACUCGACUCAUCCUUCAACGUUUAGGAAGCUGAUGAGAUUUGCUAAUGAAGAGGACGACAACAUCUCCCAGAGUGCUCUUGGUUUGUGGACUCAAGAUGUCGCAUACGACACUUACAAGGAAUCAUAUCCAAGGAUUGCUUCCCAACAAAGACCUGACUUGGAAUUUGUGUAUCUUGCAAACGCUGUGAUCUGGUUAACCUCCGAGUCCAGGUAUAAGGAGGCAGCUGAAAUUGUUCUUGAUAGAUGCUAUCAUGUGCUGAGAAGAUUACCAAUCUCGAUAUUCCAUCUUGAGUUCUAUUUUUACGCUGCUGUCUCGUUGUGCUUGGGUUCUGACUCGAUGCCCAACACGGCCUCUUUGCCUUUGGCUGCUAAAAUCAUGAAGAUGUAUGACUUGUGGGCUGAUAUCUGUCCACCAAACUUUGAAAGUAAGCUGGCGAUUCUUCAUGCUUGUUACAGCUGCGCUCAACUGUCCAAAACAUCUUUGACUGUUCUUGACAAUUUUGAGGUGGCAAUUGAAACUGCAAACAGAGCCACUCGUUGGAUUGAGGCGUGCUUGGCGAAUUACUUGUGUGCCAAAUGGCUAAAGAAGACUUCAGAGAGCAAGAGGAGAAUCUCAUAUUACGCUCAAAGUGCAUUGUCCAUUGCUGCAACUCUUAAAGCUGAAAGGCAGGUUGAUAUGAUGCAAAGGGAGUUCAGUUCUGUCUUUGAUAGCUUCAACUGGGCAGGUGUUUCGAUUCUCAGUGACAACCAACAACCCAGCCCACGAGUUCCACACUCACUUAACAACCAGCUCCAACAUAUCUUUGCUGAGAGCAAGUAUCUUCCUAGGCAGGAGAGUAACACCAGUGUUAGUAACAACCAAGAGCCUAACAUGCUACUUAGAGGUCCUCAAGAUGACUUGCCUACCCAGUCGGAGUUGACUAAAGCCAUCAAGCUCUGUUUGACUAUUUCGGAAUCGUCCGACAUUGACUCAAUUGUAACCAGUUUGCUUGAAAGCGCUCUUCUUUUCUCGAAUGUUGACUAUGGAGCUGUUGUUCUCAAUCUCAAUCAGUCUGAGCCAAGCAUCAAAGCCAUUGGUACGUUGAAUAAUAUGUACAAGUUUGAUGAUGAGCCAUUGGGUUUCAGGACUGACUUGGUACCCUACUCACUUGUGGUUCACUGUUUGCUUAUGGGUGAAGCUAUCAAUAAAGAUGACAACCCCGCUUUAUUUGACUCCAAGUUUGGAUCCGAUCACUACUACUUGCACAACCCAUGUUCAUCAGCAAUCUGUAUUCCAAUCAAGAGUACGAAUGUUUACGGCGUGAUUUACUUGGAGAGACAUACAUUGCCGAACGAAGUGCCUCAGAGCUCACCACAUUUCCAUUCUAGAAAGAUUGAUUUGAUAGACUUGCUUUGUUCCCAAGCGGCAGUUUCCUUUGGAAAGUCAUUGGUCUACUCCCAGAUGGAACUUGCAAAGAAGGCUGCUGAAGACGCCACGGCUGAAAAGGCGAGCUUUUUGGCGAACAUGUCUCAUGAGAUCAGAACUCCGUUUAAUUCUCUUUUUGCUUGCUCCCUUUUUUUAUUGGACACAUCCUUGACCGACGCUCAAAGGGAAUAUGUUGAGACAAUUAAGAGUUCUGCCUUGGUCACUCUCAGUAUCAUCGAUGGCAUUCUUGCGUUCAGCAAAAUCGAGCACGGGUCAUUUAAUUUAGACCACGCUCCAUUUGAUCUCAAUUCAUGUGUUGAGAGUGCCAUCCAAGUGACGAGUGAACAGACCUACAAUGAGAAUCUUGAAAUCGUCUUCUACAAUCAUUGCCCUGGUAUUCUCGAAGUCAUGGGUGACAGUACAAGAGUCCGUCAAAUCAUUAUCAAUUUGGUUGGUAACGCCGUGAAGUUCACAAUGGAAGGUCACAUCAAAAUCAUUUUGGAAGCUAAACACAUGGGUGACAAGAGAUACGAUCUCAAGCUUACUGUUGAGGAUACCGGUAUCGGUAUUCCUGCCAAUUCGAAGUCGAAGGUAUUUGGAGCUUUCUCUCAGGUCGACGGUUCCUCUCGUCGUGUUCAUGGCGGCUCAGGUCUUGGUCUUGCUAUUUCUAAAAAGUUGGUUGACAUUAUGAACGGUAACAUUCAUUUCGAUAGUGUUGAGGGAGUUGGAACCACCUUCUAUUUCACUUGUCCUUUUGAGGUGAGCAAAUAUAUCGAGAAGCUGGACGUGAAGCCUCGAAAUGUUGCUCUUGUUCUCGAAGAUUGUUUCAGACGAGAAGCCUUUGCACAACAGCUUGAGUUUCUCAAUGCCAAGGUACUGAUUUUCAGUAAGCCCGAGGCCUUCGUGAAUCAGAAACAAAAGUUUGACGUUAUCUUCGUUGGUGAUCAGUUCUUGAGUGAUUUAAGCAAGAAAAUCGAGGAGCUCAAGGGCUCAGACACGCAGAUUCACCUCAUCACAGAGUUUGGUACCCCAGUGUCUCACAUAAACUUGCCAGAGAUUGGACUCAGUUCGAUUCUCUUUGCACCAAUGAGAAGAUCGAGAGUGGAGGAGCUUUUACGUGAAAGUUAUGAGGAUCCAGCACUGUUGAAGAAGCCCAAGCAGCAAGGAACCGGUUCAACAGCUAUAUUGGGUGAUACAUAUCCAUUGAAGAUCUUACUCGCCGAGGACAAUGCUAUCAAUUUGAGGGUAGCCCUGCAGCAUUUGAAAAAGCUAGGAUAUGUUGCCGACCACGCAAAAGAUGGUGUGGAAGUUCUAGAAAAGUGUGAGGCCAUGUUGAAAGCGGGCGGUAAGUACGAUGUCAUUUUCAUGGACAUCCAGAUGCCACGGAAGGAUGGUAUCACCGCGACAAUGGAGCUCAAGGAGUCAUUUAUCAUCAAUGGUCACGUUGACUUACUUCCAGAGAUCGUUGCAUUGACGGCAAAUGUCGCUGGUGAAGACCGUGAUAAGUGUCUUAACUGCGGAAUGACAGACUUCAUUUCAAAACCAAUUCUCCCUGAGGAGCUCAGAAGAGUGCUCACGAGAGUGGGUGUACACAAAAAAGCAUUACAAUAA
Messenger RNA from Candidozyma duobushaemuli, 3357 nucleotides. Its product is annotated as GAF domain-containing hybrid sensor histidine kinase/response regulator. The transcript is spliced from 2 exons. Gene Ontology annotation, biological process: phosphorelay signal transduction system; phosphorylation. Lineage: Eukaryota; Fungi; Ascomycota; Pichiomycetes; Serinales; Metschnikowiaceae. Bases 1 to 3357 code for a protein of 1118 amino acids. The record is from RefSeq and is a predicted model, not a curated record. Gene Ontology annotation, molecular function: protein binding; phosphorelay sensor kinase activity.